AUGUCGACGCUGGUGGCGCCAGCUGCCCACUUUCCAGCCCGGCCCUUCACCGCCUCCAGCGCCCGGCCACGGCGCUCGCCCUGCAGCCGCGCCCAUGCGUCAGAUAGCACUGCCGCCCCAGCAUCCGCCUUCGACGAGCUGGUGGCCCUGGCCGUGGCCCGCGACCCCUCCCUGGCCCCACCAGCAAAAAACCAGGCACCCAAGGCCCCCUUCCGCACCCUUCCCCCCAAGGCCCCCUGGCUGCGCCAGAAGGCGCCCCAGGGCGAGCGGUAUGAGUACCUGGCGGAGCAGCUGUCCGGCCUGAAGCUGGCCACGGUGUGCCAGGAGGCCCAGUGCCCCAACAUCGGCGAGUGCUGGGGCGGGGGCGAGGGCGAGCUGGGCACCGCCACCAUCAUGGUGCUGGGCGACACCUGCACCCGCGGCUGCCGCUUCUGUGCGGUGGCCACCUCGCGCGCGCCGCCGCCGCCCAACCCUCGCGAGCCGGAGGACACCGCCCGAGCCGUCGCCAGCUGGGGCGUGGGCUACAUCGUGCUGACCUCGGUGGACCGCGACGACUUGCCCGACGGCGGCGCCGACCACUUUGCGCAGACCGUGCGCAGCAUCAAGGCCCUCCGCCCCGACAUCCUGGUCGAGUGCCUCACCCCAGACUUCCGGGGCGACCUCGGCGCCGUGCGCCACCUGGCACGCUCGGGGCUGGACGUCUUUGCGCACAACAUCGAGACGGUGGCCUCGCUGCAGCGGCGCGUGCGAGAUCCGCGCGCCGGCUACUUCCAGUCCCUGGACGUGCUGCGGGCUGCGAGAAGGGAGGGCGUGCACACCAAAUCCUCCAUCAUGCUGGGCCUGGGGGAGGCGGACGAGGAGGUCGUGGACACCAUGCUGGACCUGAGGGACGCGGGUGUGGACAUUUUGACCCUGGGGCAGUACCUGCAGCCCACGCCGCAGCACCUGGCGGUGCGCGAAUUUGUCACGCCCGAGAAGUUCGAGUACUGGCGGAAAUUUGGCAAGGAGGAGGUCGGGUUCCGGUACGUUGCCUCCGGGCCGCUGGUGCGGUCCUCGUACCGCGCGGGCGAGUUCUACGUGGCGGCCAUGCUGCGCCAGGACCGUGCAGAAAGCGCGGCCGCCGUCAAGCUGCAGGGGUUGGACCUCGUGGCGCCCGAGUUCUGA
Auxenochlorella protothecoides is the source of this 1164-nucleotide messenger RNA. Its product is annotated as Lipoyl synthase, chloroplastic. Lineage: Eukaryota; Viridiplantae; Chlorophyta; Trebouxiophyceae; Chlorellales; Chlorellaceae. Gene Ontology annotation, cellular component: mitochondrion; chloroplast. The transcript is spliced from 3 exons. The record is from RefSeq and is a predicted model, not a curated record. Bases 1 to 1164 code for a protein of 387 amino acids. Gene Ontology annotation, biological process: lipoate biosynthetic process. Gene Ontology annotation, molecular function: 4 iron, 4 sulfur cluster binding; lipoate synthase activity.